Messenger RNA from Camelina sativa (false flax), 973 nucleotides. Its product is annotated as superoxide dismutase [Cu-Zn] 2, chloroplastic. Gene Ontology annotation, biological process: superoxide metabolic process. NCBI's taxonomy places the organism in Eukaryota, Viridiplantae, Streptophyta, Magnoliopsida, Brassicales, Brassicaceae. The record is from RefSeq and is a predicted model, not a curated record. Gene Ontology annotation, molecular function: copper ion binding.
AGAGAAAAACCUCAUCUCUCAAUCUCAACACUAUUUGCCCACUCACUUCUUCCAAACGUCAAAACCAAAAAAAGAAAAACACAGCAGCCAGAGAGCCAAAAGCCAUGGCUGCCAACACCAUCCUCGCAUUCUCAUCUCCUUCUCGUCUUCUCAUUCCUCACUCAUCCAACUCUUCUUCAAGUCUUCUUCGUUCCUCUUUCCGCGGUGCCUCUCUUAACAACAACCUUCACCGUCGUCCCCAAUCCGUUUCCUUCUCCUCCAGAGCUCCUUCGAAAGCGUUGACAGUUGUUUCCGCCGCGAAGAAGGCUGUUGCAGUGCUUAAGGGUAACUCCGAUGUCGAAGGAGUUGUUACUCUUACCCAAGAUGACUCAGGUCCUACAACUGUGAAUGUCCGUAUCACUGGGCUCACUCCAGGGCCUCAUGGAUUUCACCUCCAUGAGUUUGGUGAUACAACAAAUGGUUGCAUCUCAACAGGACCACAUUUCAACCCUAAUAAGAUGACACACGGAGCUCCUGAAGACGAGUGCCGUCAUGCGGGUGACCUGGGAAACAUAAUUGCCAAUGCCGAUGGCGUGGCAGAAACAACAAUCGUGGACAAUCAGAUUCCUCUGACUGGUCCUAAUUGUGUUGUUGGAAGAGCCUUUGUGGUUCACGAGCUUAAGGAUGACCUUGGAAAGGGUGGACAUGAGCUUAGUCUGACCACAGGAAACGCAGGCGGUAGAUUGGCAUGCGGUGUGAUUGGCUUGACGCCGCUCUAAGUGUGAGCUAAGUAAGUACUCUUAUGUCUACUGUUCUAUAAGAUGUCAGAAUCUUAGCAAAUAAUGUUUGGCUGAAUAAAAACUUUUGUUGUUUAUGUUCACUGCAUCAGUUUCUCUUUUCGGAUUUGUGAUAGUGAUGUGUUACUUUUGAAUCUGCGUUUGAUCGGUUUUAGUAUAUUGUUUUGGUGGUUUGAUUUAGAAUCCUUUUUUAUUCA